Microthlaspi erraticum is the source of this 753-nucleotide messenger RNA. The record is from the annotation of a GenBank genome assembly. NCBI's taxonomy places the organism in Eukaryota, Viridiplantae, Streptophyta, Magnoliopsida, Brassicales, Brassicaceae.
AUGGUUAGCGCGACUGUUGCGAGAACCAUUGUCGGCAUUUGUGGAAAUGUCAUCUCCUUGUUCUUGUUCUUAUCUCCCAUACCUACGUUCGUAACGAUAUACAAGAUGCAGAAAGUGGAGGAGUACAAAGCCGACCCAUACUUAGCCACGGUGCUAAAUUGCGCACUAUGGGUCCUUUAUGGCUUACCAGUGGUCCAUCCAGAUAGUCUCCUUGUGAUCACCAUUAAUGCCACUGGUCUUGCCAUUGAGCUCCUCUAUCUCGCUGUCUUCAUCUACUUUUCUCCCACCCUCCGCAAGGUGAAAGUGGGGUUAUGGCUGAUAGGAGAGAUGGUGUUUGUAGGUAUAGUAGCCACAUGCACAUUGCUAUUGUUUCACACACAUAACCAGAGAUCCUCUUUUGUUGGAAUCCUUUGUGUCAUUUUUCUUAGCCUCAUGUAUAUUGCUCCUCUCACCAUCAUGAGUAAGGUGAUCAAGACCAAAAGUGUGAAGUACAUGCCACUCCCUCUCUCGCUUGCCAACUUUCUGAACGGUGUCGUUUGGGUUAUUUAUGCCCUUAUUAAAUUCGAUAUUUUCAUCUUGAUUGGAAAUGGACUAGGAACCGUAUCUGGAGCAGUGCAACUUAUACUCUAUGCUUGUUAUUACAAGACAACUCCAAUAGAUGAUGAUGAAGAAGAAGAGGAUAAUCUUUCUAAGCCUAACUCUCAGUUGCAACUUAGUGGCAACCAUGGAGAAGCUAAACGAGUUUCAGCUUGA